Molecule: messenger RNA, 1790 nt
Organism: Lathyrus oleraceus (garden pea)
Lineage: Eukaryota; Viridiplantae; Streptophyta; Magnoliopsida; Fabales; Fabaceae
Product: protein NRT1/ PTR FAMILY 6.3
Exons: 5
Coding region: 24-1790 (588 amino acids)
Biological process (GO): oligopeptide transport; transmembrane transport
Cellular component (GO): membrane
Molecular function (GO): transmembrane transporter activity
Source: RefSeq, a predicted model, not a curated record
ACAUAUUUCCUUAUUUCCUCCUAAUGAAUACUCUCCCACAAACGCAGGGGCAAACCGUUCCAGAUGCAUGGGAUUCCAAGGGUCGUCCUGCAGACAGAUCCAAAACUGGUGGUUGGGCAACAUCUGCCAUGAUCUUAGGAUCAGAAGUAUGUGAGAGGUUAACAACAAUGGGUAUAGCUGUAAAUUUGGUGACAUAUUUGACUGGUACCAUGCACUUAGGAAGUGCUGCCUCUUCCAAUAUUGUCACCAACUUCGUCGGAACCUCUUUUAUGCUCUGCUUGUUUGGUGGUUUUGUAGCCGACACUUUUAUCGGAAGAUACCUUACCAUAGCCAUUUUUGGAACUAUUGAAGCAAUUGGUGUUAUAUUCUUGGCAAUAUCAACAAAAAUUCCAAGCCUUCAUCCACCAACAUGCUCACAAAACAGUCCUAACUCUUGCAAACCAGCAAACAGCCUACAACUAGCGGUUCUAUACGCAGCUCUUUACAUACUCGCACUUGGAAUCGGCGGUUUAAAAUCAAGUGUCUCCGGCUUCGGUUCAGACCAAUUCGACGAUUCAAACGAAGAAGAGAAAGAACAAAUGGUGAAAUUCUUCAGCUGGUUUUAUUUUUUCAUAAGCAUGGGUUCAAUACUAGCAGUGACAAUUCUUGUCUACAUUCAAGAUCAUCUUGGAAGAGCCUGGGGAUAUAGUAUUUGUGCGGGUGCUAUCGUUGCAGCUCUUCUUGUGUUCUUGUCGGGAACAAAGAAGUAUCGGUAUAAGAAACGUGUGGGGAGUCCUUUAACUCAGAUUGCGGCGGUUUUUGUGGCAGCGUGGAGGAAGAGGAAGUUGGAGUUGCCGUCUGAUUCGUCUUUGUUGUAUAAUGUGAAUGAUCUUAAAGAUCAAGACGUGACGAACAAGAAACAAAUGUUGCCUCAUAGCAAGCAAUUCCGAUUGUUGGACAAGGCAGCAAUAAAGGAUCCAAAUACAGACGUUAAUGUGGUAAGAAAAUGGGAUAUAUCAACGUUAACAGAUGUGGAAGAAGUAAAAUUAGUAAUCAGAAUGUUACCAAUAUGGGCGACAACAAUAAUGUUUUGGACAGUACAUGCACAAAUGGUGACAUUCUCAGUAUCACAAGCAACAACAUUAAAACGUCACAUAGGAAAAUCAUUUCAAAUCCCACCAGCUUCUUUAACUGCUUUUCUCACAGGUAGCAUCCUCAUAACAAUCCCAAUUUAUGACCGAAUCGUUCUUCCCAUAAGAAGAAAAAUGUUCAACAAAUCACAAGGACUAACACCUUUACAAAGCAUUGGUCUUGGCUUAGUCUUGUCAAUUUGUGGAAUGGUUGCAGCAGCAGUCAUUGAUUUAAAACGUACGAGGAUGGCACAUUUGCAUGAUUUGACACAUAGUUCUUCUAAGUCGGUGAUUCCCAUGAGUGUGUUUUGGUUGGUCCCACAGUUCUUCGUUGUGGGGUCAGGUGAGGCUUUUACUUAUAUGGGACAACUAGAUUUUUUCUUAAGGGAAUGUCCUAAAGGGAUGAAGACCAUGAGCACAGGAUUGUUUUUGAGUACUUUGUCUUUGGGAUUUUUCUUUAGCACUCUGUUGGUAACUUUGGUUCAGAAAGUGACUGGUCACCAUCACCCAUGGCUUACAGAUAACAUUAACCAGGGGAAACUUUAUAAUUUCUAUUGGCUCUUGGCUUUCUUGAGUGGUAUAAAUUUGGUUAUUUAUUUGUUUUGUGCUAAGCGGUAUGUUUAUAAGGAUAAAAGACUUGCUGAACAAGUCACAGAAUUAGAAGAUGCUGAUCAUGCGUAG